Pelobates fuscus (common spadefoot toad) is the source of this 1943-nucleotide messenger RNA. It is a transcript of the gene GPD1L, whose product is annotated as glycerol-3-phosphate dehydrogenase 1 like. Lineage: Eukaryota; Metazoa; Chordata; Amphibia; Anura; Pelobatidae. The record is from RefSeq and is a predicted model, not a curated record. The transcript has 8 exons. Gene Ontology annotation, cellular component: glycerol-3-phosphate dehydrogenase (FAD) complex; cytosol. Gene Ontology annotation, biological process: carbohydrate metabolic process; glycerol-3-phosphate catabolic process. Bases 118 to 1176 code for a protein of 352 amino acids. Gene Ontology annotation, molecular function: glycerol-3-phosphate dehydrogenase [NAD(P)+] activity; NAD binding; protein homodimerization activity.
GUCGCAGUACAAUGACGUCGGGCUUGCGUUGAGCAAUUUAAAUAACAAGUGUCCCACGCACAUUUCUGUCUGUUAUUAUCCUUUCCUGCCCAGCUCUCCUUAUCAUCUCAGACAGCCAUGGCCCUUGCAGGACCCCUGAGAGUGUGCAUCGUGGGCUCGGGAAACUGGGGUUCUGCUGUAGCCAAGAUUAUUGGAAAUAAUGUUAGAAAUCUGCAGAAAUUUGCACCCACUGUCAACAUGUGGGUGUUUGAAGAAAUGGUCAAUGGAAGGAAGCUUACUGAAAUCAUCAAUACGGACCAUGAAAAUGUGAAAUACCUCCCUGGAUACAAGCUGCCAGAUAAUGUGGUUGCCGUUCCGAGUCUCAUUGAUGCGGUGAAAGAUGCUGACCUUCUCGUAUUCGUCAUUCCUCACCAGUUUAUAAAUAAAAUCUGCCAGGAGAUAGCCGGGAAGGUGCACAAGGAAGCUCUUGGGAUAACACUAAUUAAGGGUAUAGAUGAAGGACCAGAAGGGCUCAAGUUGAUUUCUGACAUUAUCCGUGAAAAGAUGGGAAUCGAUGUCAGUGUGCUGAUGGGAGCAAACAUUGCAAAUGAGGUUGCUGCUGAGAAAUUUUGCGAGACCACAAUAGGCAGCCGAAUCCUGGAUAAUGGCCUUCUGUUUAAAGAACUCCUGCAGACUCCAAAUUUCCGUAUAACUGUGGUGGAUGACGCCGAUACUGUGGAACUCUGUGGGGCUUUGAAGAACAUAGUGGCUGUCGGUGCUGGGUUCUGUGAUGGUCUGAAUUGUGGAGACAAUACCAAGGCUGCAGUUAUCCGUCUUGGUCUUAUGGAGAUGAUCGCUUUUGCCAAAGUCUUCUGUAAGGGCCAAGUAUCUACAACCACAUUCUUGGAGAGUUGCGGCGUUGCCGAUCUCAUCACUACUUGCUACGGAGGGCGUAAUCGAAAAGUGUCCGAGGCCUUUGUUAAAACCGGAAAGAGUAUUGCAGAACUGGAAAAGGAAAUGCUUAAUGGGCAGAAACUUCAGGGACCUCAGACCUCUGCAGAAGUUUAUCGCAUCCUACAACAGAAAGCCAUGGUUCAUAAGUUUCCACUUUUUACUGCUGUGUAUCAAAUCUGUUAUGAAGGAAUACCUGUGGAAGAAUUCAUUUCCUGUCUACAGAGCCACCCAGAACAUAUGUAGAACUAUAUAUCGGUGGGCCUUCCUGUAAUGUCCUUGUGUCCUGAGACAAUGCAAAAGCUGGGAGAGUUAUCUCUUAUCAACGCACAGAACUUCUAGAGACCAUCUUUACUGCAAAUGUUGAAAACAAUUUGGUGGCUGGCUUAGUGUAUUUAACCCUGUGGAAAUCAUUGCUUUGGUGAACAGAUAUAAGAAUAUAUUGUAAACGUACAGAUCAGUUAACAAUAGCAUUUUAAAUAGUAUUUCAUAACAUGAAUAAUCUUGAAGAAUACCAAGACUGCAACCCUCCAUAAUUUUCCAUAUGCAUUGAGCAACUAUUGUUCCUAUGCAAACCAUGGUGGUUUUAUGAUGGAUAUAUAGAUAUAUAUGAUCUUUCAGUGGCAGUCUGCGCACAUUAGCAGGAAUAUUGUUUUUUAAAAAGUUUUUGUUUUCUACAAGGUCAAUUAAUAACCACCUUAAUUUUUUUAACAUAUCAUUAGGAUAUUUAGUUUUAGGUUCUUACUACACACUACUUAUUUUUUAUUUUAAAUAUGGUCAAUUUCUAAAUGUAUCAAAUCUGUAUAUUUGAAACAUAUGAUGUAUAGAGGGUUGAUUUUAAGUAUUUUAAUCAUACACACUCCAGCAAAUUUGCUAUUUAGUCCAACAUUUUCUUUUAUUUCUGAUUCUGGCUUUUCUCUUGUACAAGACAAUGUAUGUGGCUAUGUAUUGUAUGUGUCCGUGUACUUGUCUAAGCCAUUCCAAAUACAAAACAUAUCAUUCAAUUAACUUUA